Messenger RNA from Fulvia fulva, 1152 nucleotides. Its product is annotated as Elongator complex protein 4. The coding region runs from base 1 to 1152 and encodes 383 amino acids. Gene Ontology annotation, biological process: tRNA wobble uridine modification. Lineage: Eukaryota; Fungi; Ascomycota; Dothideomycetes; Mycosphaerellales; Mycosphaerellaceae. The record is from RefSeq and is a predicted model, not a curated record. Gene Ontology annotation, cellular component: cytoplasm; transcription elongation factor complex; elongator holoenzyme complex. The transcript is spliced from 2 exons.
AUGGCAUUUCGAAAGCGCAAUGUCGCGAUCGGUCGUACGCCUGCACAAGCCACGCUCGAUGCACCCGUCGAUAGUACCCCGCCUGGAGUCCGCCCAUCACCUCUCACUUCACAUCCAGUGACAUCUACCGGCGCACCUUCGCUCGAUGGCUUGCUGGGUGGUCAUGCUGGCCUUGCGCUGGGAUCAAGUCUACUGAUCGAGGAGAGCGGUACUACAGACUUCGCGGGUGUGCUAUUGAAAUACUACGCGGCAGAGGGCAUUUCACAAGGGCAUAUGCUUCACGUCGUCGGUGUAGGAGAUGGGUGGAUUCGGGAGCUACCUGGAAUUGCGGAGUGCAAGCAUCGAGAAAAGACGAAUAAGACCGCUGUCGAUGAAGAGAAGAUGAAGAUUGCGUGGAGAUAUGAACGGCUCGGACAAGCAGGAGAAAGAGCUCUCCCAGAUCGUGGCUCUCCCUCUACUUCAGCAUCCAGCACAACUUCACCCACGGAAAUCCCCUUCACCCACACCUUCGACCUGACCAAGAAAAUCGCCCUCCCACAAGACGCGCGAAUCAACCACAUCCCAAUCACGCCGACGCCCUCACCCUUUGACCGGAUCCUCCAAUCCCUCACGCAAUCCCUUAAAACCACACCACCCUCCACGAUCCACCGCCUCAUGAUCUCCUCCCUCCUCAGUCCAGCCCUCUACCCACCCUCCAGCUGCGACCCCAAGAACUUCCUCACUUUUCUCCGCUCCCUCAAGUCCCUCCUUCAUCAACAUCCAAACCGCCUAACCGCCCUCCUAACCCUCCCCCUCGAACUCCACCCACGAUCUUCCGGCCUCGUCCGCUGGGCAGAAAUUCUCGCCGACGGCGUCAUCGAGCUCACACCCUUUCCCCACCUCAUGGACGCUGUGAACGAUCUGGCGCAGAGUGGAGGCGCAAGAGGGACGGAAGAGCAACCACAAGGAAUGGUCAAGGUGCAUAAGUUACCCAUCAGCACAGAGCGAGGCGAGGGCGGUGCUGGGGCGGGAAAUAGUAUGGGCGAAGAUCUGGCAUUCACGGUGUCGAGGAGAAAAUUCGUGAUUCAACCGUUUAGUCUGCCGCCUGUGGAGGGCGAUGUUGAGGCGCAGCAGGAGGGUGGGAAGGUUACGGCGAAGGACGUGGAGUUUUGA